This is a messenger RNA of Nilaparvata lugens (brown planthopper), 1619 nucleotides long. Its product is annotated as keratinocyte proline-rich protein. NCBI's taxonomy places the organism in Eukaryota, Metazoa, Arthropoda, Insecta, Hemiptera, Delphacidae. The record is from RefSeq and is a predicted model, not a curated record. Bases 171 to 1082 code for a protein of 303 amino acids. The transcript is spliced from 4 exons.
UCCACCACUUACCUAGCUUCUUGCAGCUGGCUUCCCCCAAUUUCACGAGUAAGACUAUCUUCCAAGAUUCCAAGACCAAGGACCAUAGUCUCUCACCCUGGUAGAAACCUCCACUAUAUAAGCUGCAGCCCCAGUCAUCAGAAUUAUCAGUUCACUCUUGGAUUUCAAACAUGAAGGUUCUUGUUUGCACUCUGUUCCUGGCAGCCGUUGUGCUGGCCGAUGAGAAGAAAGUCGAUGACGUAGUCGCGGCUGAACCAAAGUCAGAUUCUGUGGCCGCUGAGCCAGCAAAGGACACCAAGACUGAGAAGAGGGGGCUAUAUGGACUUGGUUACGGAUAUGGAGGCGGAUACAGCAGCGGUCUCUCUCACGGUCUUGGAUACAGCAGCGGUCUCUCUCACGGUAUCGGCUACAGUAGCGGUCUCUCCCAUGGUAUCGGCUACAGCUCUGGUUACUCCGGUCUGAGCGGUCUUAGCCACGGAGGCUACGGAAGCUAUGGAUCAGGCUAUGGAAGCUACGGAUCAGGCUACGGAUUGGGCUACGGAUCAGGCGGCUACUCGCACGAAGGCUACGUUAAGGCAGUGACCAUCCACAAGGAGGUCCCCGUGCCACAUCCUUACCCUGUACCUGUGCCAGUUGAGAAGCAUGUGCCAUACCCUGUCAAGGUCCCAGUCGCUGUGCCAGUGGACAGGCCUUACCCUGUUCAUGUGCCAAAGCCUUACCCCGUGCCAGUUGAGAAGCCAGUUCCCUACCCAGUUGAGAAGCCUGUACCUUACCCAGUCAAGGUUCCAGUGAAGGUACCAGUUGCCCAGCCAUACCCCGUUGCCGUUCCCAAGCCCUACCCCGUGCACAUUGAGAAGCCAGUAGCCGUUCCAGUUCCUCAGCCAGUCUACGUUCACAAGCCAGUUCCCGUUGUCGUCAAGAGUCACGGUUAUGGAGGUGGUUACGGAAGCUACGGAGGUUAUGGAAGUGGCUAUGGAUCUUAUGGAGGAGGUCACGGCAGCUACUCAAGCUACGACUCUGGUCUCAGCUACGGAGGUUACUCCGGUGGAUACGACAGCGGUUAUGGCAGCUACCACCAUUAAGUUACUUGCCAGUAACCGUUACUUGUAACUGUGACAGUUACAGCCUCAAUGAUCUUCAACUUACCAUCAUAUAUUUAGGAAAACUACCCAAAAAUACUCUCCACUCUCGGUACCUGUUACUGAAAAGUAGCCGUUACCAUCAGUAACCGUUACUGUUUGUAACUGUUCCUCAAUUUCUCCUAACUUACCAAAAAACAACACCACUUCCCUUUUCUUAUCCUUCCAGCAAUUACAGAUAACUGAGUUGUAAUACGAUAACAGUUAUCAGUUACUGCUACUCUGAUGAUCUUCAUUUCUCUUUUUUUCACAAAAAUGUCCUUGAGUCACCUACUCCUAAUAUUUUCACGCCUUCCAGUUACCAUGAGUGAACUAUCAUAGCCAUCAUAUUUGUCAUAAUUCUUGCCUUAUCAUAGGUCAAUUAUGUUUGACCACUGUCAUUAGUUUGUAAGUCUUAUUUCUCAUUUGUACCUCGACAGUUUUUAUUGUAUUAUACUGUUUAAUUUUGUAAAUAAAUCCCGGAUACCUGGUCCAACCAAU